Messenger RNA from Pimephales promelas (fathead minnow), 1474 nucleotides. The record is from RefSeq and is a predicted model, not a curated record. Lineage: Eukaryota; Metazoa; Chordata; Actinopteri; Cypriniformes; Leuciscidae.
UCCGCUGAAUGACAUGGACCGGAAUGAGCUCUCGCCCGGUUCGGAUGUUGCCAUGCCGAAGAAAGCGGCCCAUAAGAGCGCGCCUCCGUACCACUGCGCCGGGAAAAGCACCGCUAAGAGUUGCCUGGAGUCCAACUCGGAUGGUUCGAACCCGAAACCCAAUCACGUCGCCACGGAGGAGACGGAAGACGGGGAGGAGGAAUCCAAGUUUCAGCAUCCGCGACUGAGGAGAGCAGGUGGAGGAGGGAGCGCGCAUCAGAUUAAAGGAGGAGGAGGAGGAAGAGGAGGAGGAGGCGCGUCUAGGAGCUCCACUUCCACUGAUGCGCGCCCGGGUGAUGCUGCUGCUGCUGCUGCGGGUCGCCACGACACCGUCAAGGGCGGAGGAGCAGGAGGAGGCAAAGCGUCUACUGUAGUGGCCACCGUGACGGUAGAGCCCUGUAAUGCUGCCGAAGGCGACGGCAAUCCCUCAGCACCGCUUUCCAGCAUGAAAUGCAACAAGAACGGGGAGUGCAGGCGGGACUCCGGCACCGGGAGCCUCCGGUCCAUCAUGUCCAAGACGGACGGGUUUAAGCGGACCGCGUGCAAUUCAACGACCAGCGUGGACGGAACCAGCACGCAGGGGCAGGACGCCUCGAACAACCCCGGCUUCCCGGAGAAGAAGGAUUCCAAAGUGUCCUUUUCCAACGCUCCCAGCAGGAAAGCCUCGUCCUCGAUCCACGGCGCACAGCAGCCCCGGAACUCGGUGACGUUCCUCAAAUCCGAGGAUGCCGGUCAGGAGGACACCGAGACCCGGGACAGCCGGGACAGCCAGACGAGCUUCAUGCACAGGCAGUUCAGUAGCAUGUUGCAGCCCGGGGUCAAUAAAUUCUCCCUGCGCAUGUACGGGAGCCAGAAGGCGGUCGAGAAGGAGCAGGAGCGCGUGAAAUCGGCGGGAAACUGGAUCAUUCACCCCUACAGCGACUUCAGGUUCUACUGGGAUUUCACCAUGCUUCUCUUCAUGGUGGGCAACCUGAUCAUUAUCCCUGUGGGCAUCACCUUCUUCAAAGAAGACACCACCACUCCGUGGAUCAUCUUCAACGUGAUCUCCGACACCUUCUUCCUCAUGGACCUGGUGCUCAACUUCCGCACGGGCAUCAUUAUCGAGGACAACUCCGACAUCAUCCUGGACCCCAAGACCAUCAAGAAGAAGUACCUGAAGACUUGGUUUGUGGUGGACUUUGUCUCUUCCAUUCCGGUGGAUUAUAUCUUCCUGAUCGUGGAGAAGGGCAUAGACUCGGAGGUGUACAAGACGGCGCGAGCCCUGAGGAUUGUGCGCUUCACCAAGAUCCUGAGCUUGCUGAGGCUGCUGCGUCUCUCCCGGCUCAUCCGCUACAUCCACCAGUGGGAAGAGAUGACCGAAAGUCUUACUGGGUUGGACGGUUCCCUGCUGUUGGCUGCUGGCGAACAGCGGUCUUUCCAAUCGGCUUUGGCUUAG